This is a messenger RNA of Coregonus sp. 'balchen', 14309 nucleotides long. The record is from the annotation of a GenBank genome assembly. Lineage: Eukaryota; Metazoa; Chordata; Actinopteri; Salmoniformes; Salmonidae.
AUGGAGCGAGAGGGAGGGAUGUUCGGAGAGAGGGAGGAAACUCAGUGUUCUGACAGUGAGUCUUUGAGCGGCCGGGGCAGAAACAGACACCAGACAGACAAUCCCUACGCCGGAGCUGUGAGGGACUGAUCUGUGUGUGAGCUGUGUGUUUGGAGCAGUCAGAGCCAACUGUGAGCUUGUUGUGGUAUGUAACUGUGAGUGUGUGUGUGUAAUUGUGAGUUGUGUGUGUGGUACUGGGAGCUGUGUGUGUCGUAAAACUGUGAGAUGUUGUGUAUGUAACUGUGAGGCUGUUGUGUGUGUAACGUGAGCUGUGUGUGUAUGUAAAUGUGAGCUGGGUGUGUAUGUAAACUGUGAGCUGUGUUGUGUGGAACUGUGACUGGUGCGUAUGUAAACUGUGAGCGUGGUGAUGAAAUGUGAGUGGGUGUGUAUUAACUGUGAGCGUGUGUGUAUUUAACUGUGAGCUGUUGUGUGUAUGUAACUGUGAGCUGUGUGUGUAUGUCGAACUGUGAGGUGGGGGGAUGUGUGUGUUAGUAACUGUGAGUGGGUUGUGUAGUAACUGUGAGCUGUGGUGUAUGUACUGUGAGCUGUGUGUGUUGUAAACUGUGAGAUGGUGUGUAUGAAACUGUGAGCUGUGUGUGUGUUUGUAAUGUGAGUGCUGUGGUCUGUACCUGUGAGCUGUGUGUGUGUGUAACUGUGAGCUGUGGGUGGUGUACUGUGAGCUGUGUGUGGUCUGACCGUGAGGCUGUGUGUGGAUGUAACGUGAGCUGUGGUGGUGUAAAGGUGCGAUGUGGUGUGUCUAUAAAGUGAGCGGUGUGGGUAUGUAACUGUGAGCUGUGUGUGUAUGUAACUGUGAGCUGUGUGUGUAUGUAACUGUGAGCUGUGUGUGUGUUAACUGUGAGCUGUGUGUGUGUCUGUAACUGUGAGCUGUGUGUGUAGGGUAACUGUGAGCUGUGUGUGUCUGUAACUGUGAGCUGUGUGUGUCUGUAACUGUGAGCUGUGUGGUCUGUAACUGUGAGCUGUGUGUGUCUGUAACUGUGAGCUGUGUGGUGUGUGUAACUGUGAGCUGUGGUGUGUGUGUAACUGUGAGCUGUGUGUGUGUGUAACUGUGAGCUGUGUGUGUAUGUAACUGUGAGCUGUGUGUGUGUGUAACUGUGAGCUGUGUGUGUGUGUAACUGUGAGCUGUGUGUGUAUGUAACUGUGAGCUGUGUGUGUGUGUAACUGUGAGCUGUGUGUGUGUGUAACUGUGAGCUGUGUGUGUAUGUAACUGUGAGCUGUGUGUGUAUGUAACUGUGAGCUGUGUGGACGCAGUAAUUUCAGGUCACAAUUUUCAGUCAGGACUGUAAUGAACUGAGCUUGGCUGAACUGAACAGGACUGGGCUUGGUUCGGGCUGGGGCUGGAGUGGGCUUGGCUGAACUGAACAGGACUGGGCUUGGUUCGUGCUGGGGCUGGAGUGGGCUUGGCUGAACUGAACAGGACUGGGCUUGGUUCGUGCUGGGGCUGGAGUGGGCUUGGCUGAACUGAACAGGACUGGGCUUGGUUCGUGCUGGGACUGGGUUUCGCUGGUCUGGUGAGGUCUGGGAGCUUGUGUGUCUGGUGAGGUCUGGGAGCCUCCAUGACAGCGUGGGAGAGCUGCGAUCUGUGAGGAUACACACACUGAAGAGACAAGGACACACACACACACACACCGAGGAGACGACACACACACAUCCUCAUUUUGUCGAGACUAUUUAGAUCCCCCCCCCCCCCCCCCGUAUUUUUGUCCUGACGAUGGCAUCAUCUGUGGCUUAUGUGUUGUUGCUGGUGGCUGCCUUCGUGCUGGGAUUGUACCACGUCUUGGUGGAAGGGGGGUGUGCUGGGAGGUGCUGCCGGGGUUCAGACAUCACCUGUGUAACGGCAGACUGGGGGAUGGACCGGGUAUACAGAACCUGCUACUGCGACGAGGGCUGCCUCAGGACCAAGGACUGUUGCUAUGACUACCCCACCGAGUGCUCAGGUAAGGGAGGAUGGGUGGAGUCACGACAGUAGUAAUUGUUGUCACUAUGUCUGUGUCCCAAAUAGUACCCUAUUCCCUAUGUAACCCCAUGUACGUUUUAGGACCCCUUUAGGUAUAUAUAAAAAAAAAAAGAAAUACAAAUAUUUAAUUUGGCCUUUCCAACUAUAGCCCAGAGAAAUUCAUUAAAUAACACAUUCAUAAAUGGCAAAAAAUUAAUCAUAAGAAACAAGGUUUUGAAGUGUCUGUCCUAUAUCUAGGAGAUAUAAGAAAGAUCAGGACAUGAUGUAUAUGUACACUACCAGUCAAAAGUCAGACUCAUCCCAAACCAUCUCAAUUGGGUUGAGGUCGGGGGAUUGUGGAGGCCAGGUCAUCUGAUGCAGCACUCCAUCACUCUCCUUCUUGGUAAAAUAGCCCUUACACAGCCUGGAGGUGUGCUGGGUCAUUAACCUGUUGAAAAACAAAUGAUAGUCCCACUAAACCCAAACCAGGUGGGAUGGCUUAUCGCUGCAGAAUGCUGUGGUAGCCAUGCUGGUUAAGUGUGCCUUGAAUUCUAAAUAAAUCACAGACAGUGUCACCAGCAAAGCACCCCCACACCGUAACACCUCCUCCUCCAUGCUUUACGGUGGGAAAUACACAUUCGGAGAUCAUCUGUUCACCCACACCGCGUCUCACAAAGCCACGGUGGUUGGAACCAAAAAUCCAGACCAAAGAACGCAUUUCCACCGGUCUAAUGUCCAUUGCUCGUGUUUCUUGUCCCAAGCAAGUCACUUCUUCUUAUUGGUGUAUACAGUCUCCUCUGAACAGUUGAUGUUGAAAUGUGUCUGUUACUUGAACUCUGUGAAGCAUUUAUUUGGGCUGCAAUUUCUGAGGCUGGUAACUCUAAUGAAUUUAUCCUCUGCAGCAGAGGUAACUCAGGGUCUUCCAUUCCUGUGGCGGUCCUCAUGAGAGCCAGGUUCAUCAUAGCGCUUGAUGGUUUUUGCAACUGCACUUGAAGAAACUUUCAAAGUUCUUGAAAUGUUCCGUAUUGACUGACCUUCAUGUCUUAAAGUAAUGAUGGACUGUUGUUUCUUUUUGCUUAUUUGAGCUGUUCUUGCGAUAAUAUGGACUUGGUCUUGUAACUGUGAGCCGGUCUUUUACCAAAUAGGGCUAUCUUCUGUAUACCCCCCUACGUUGUCAGAACACAACUGAUUGGCUCAAACGCAUUAAGAAGGAAAAAAGUCCACUAAUGAACUUUUAAAAAGGCACACCUGUUAAUUGAAAUGCAUUCCAUGUGACUACCUCAUGAAGCUGGUUGAGAGAAUGCCAAGUGUGCAAAGCUGUCAUCAAGGCAAAGGGUGGUGAUUUAAAGAAUCUCAAAUAUAAAAUAUAUGAUUCCAUAUGUGUUAUUUCAUAGUUUUGAUGUCUUCACUAUUAUUCUACAAUGUAAAAAAUAGUUUUAAAAAACUAAAAAAAUAUUGAAUGAGUAGGUGUGUCCAAACUUUUGACUGGUAGUCUAUAUAUAUAUAUAUAUAUAUAUAUAUAUACAGUAUAUACAUAUUUUAUUUUUUAAAACAUAUUUAAGCCCUUUUUUUGUGUUGGCACAAAACUACCUCCAUACUUCCAUUCGUUUUUUAAACCGGUACCAGUUACCUUCAGACGAGUAGAUCAAACCGUUUGGACGAUACAGACGUUUUUCUCUAAUUCCACUAACUGUUUACUCUGUCCUCUAACCUAGAUAAAGAAAGAGUUAAUCUACUGUACUUGCUCACAGCUGGCCAGAUAGUGGUUACAUCCCAAAAUGGCACCAUAUUCCCUAUAUAGUGCACUACUUUUGACCAUAUCCCUAUGGGCCCUGGUCAAAAGUAGUGCACUAAAUAGGGUGCCAUUUGGGACACAGUCAUUAUGCAUUUAAAAGCAGCAAGUCCUGUAGGAGUCGAGUCAGACAAGCCGAGUGUACCUAAUACCUGACACACACACACACACACGCACGCACGCACGCACACACACACACACACACACACACAGCCAACAUCAAAGAGCCAGCACUCAGAGAGCGUGAGGACAGCAUUGAAAAGAGAAUGGAUUAAAUGGGUCAAUGACUGGAUUCAGCCUUAGUUACAUUUAGACCACUCAACGCUGUACAGAACACUAAUACUUCAAAUCCAAGGUGCGUCACAAGUGGCACUCUGGUUCAAAGUAGUGCACUAUAUAGGGAAUAGGGUGCCAUUCUCUGGUCUAAAGUAGUGCACUAUAUAGGGAAUAGGGUGUCAUUCUCUGGUCUAAAGUAGUGUACUAUAUAGGGAAUAGGGUGCCAUUCUCUGGUCUAAAGUAGUGCACUAUAUAGGGAAUAGGGUGCCAUUCUCUGGUCUAAAGUAGUGCACUAUAUAGGGAAUAGGGUGUCAUUCUCUGGUCUAAAGUAGUGCACUAUAUAGGGAAUAGGGUGCCAUUCUCUGGUCUAAAGUAGUGCACUAUAUAGGGAAUAGGGUGCCAUUCUCUGGUCUAAAGUAGUGCACUAUAUAGGGAAUAGGGUGCCAUUCUCUGGUCUAAAGUAGUGCACUAUAUAGGGAAUAGGGUGCCAUUCUCUGGUCUAAAGUAGUGCACUAUAUAGGGAAUAGGGUGCCAUUCUCUGGUCUAAAGUAGUGCACUACAUAGGGAAUAGGGUGCCAUUCUCUGGUCUAAAGUAGUGCACUAUAUAGGGAAUAGGGUGCCAUUCUCUGGUCUAAAGUAGUGCACUAUAUAGGGAAUAGGGUGCCAUUCUCUGGUCAAAAGUAGUGCGCUAUAUAGGGAAUAGGGGUGCCAUUCUCUGGUCUAACGUAGUGCACUAUAUAGGGGAUAGGGUGCCAUUCUCUGGUCUAAAGUAGUGCACUAUAUAGGGAAUAGGGUGCCAUUCUCUGGUCUAGAGUAGUGCACUAUAUAGGGAAUAGGGUGCCAUUCUCUGGUCUAAAGUAGUGCACUAUAUAGGGAAUAGGGUGCCAUUCUCUGGUCUAAAGUAGUGCACUAUAUAGGGAAUAGGGUGCCAUUCUCUGGUCUAAAGUAGUGCACUAUAUAGGGAAUAGGGUGCCAUUCUCUGGUCUAAAGUAGUGCACUAUAUAGGGAAUAGGGUGGUGCCAUCUCUGGUCUAAAGUAGUGCACUAUAUAGGGAAUAGGGUGCCAUUCUCUGGUCUAAAGUAGUGCACUACAUAGGGAAUAGGGUGCCAUUCUCUGGUCUAAAGUAGUGCACUAUAUAGGGAAUAGGGUGCCAUUCUCUGGUCUAAAGUAGUGCACUAUAUAGGGAAUAGGGUGCCAUUCUCUGGUCAAAAGUAGUGCGCUAUAUAGGGAAUAGGGUGCCAUUCUCUGGUCUAACGUAGUGCACUAUAUAGGGGAUAGGGUGCCAUUCUCUGGUCUAAAGUAGUGCACUAUAUAGGGAAUAGGGUGCCAUUCUCUGGUCUAAAGUAGUGCACUAUAUAGGGAAUAGGGUGCCAUUCUCUGGUCUAGAGUAGUGCACUAUAUAGGGAAUAGGGUGCCAUUCUCUGGUCUAAAGUAGUGCACUAUAUAGGGAAUAGGGUGCCAUUCUCUGGUCUAAAGUAGUGCACUAUAUAGGGAAUAGGGUGCCAUUCUCUGGUCAAAAGUAGUGCGCUAAUAGGGAAUAGGGUUGCCAUCUCUGGUCUAACGUAGUGCACUAUAUAGGGGAUAGGGUGCCAUUCUCUGGUCUAAAGUAGUGCACUAUAUAGGGAAUAGGGUUGACCAUUCUCUGGUCUAAAGUAGUGCACUAUAUAGGGGAUAGGUGUCCAUUCUCUGGUCUAAAGUAGUGCACUACAAUAGGGAAUAGGGUGCCAUUCUCUGGUCUAAAGUAGUGCACUAUAUAGGGAAUAGGGUGCCAUUCUCUGGUCUAAAGUAGUGCACUAUAUAGGGAAUAGGGUGCCAUUCUCUGGUCAAAAGUAGUGCGCUAUAUAGGGAAUAGGGUGCCAUUCUCUGGGUCUAACGUAGUGCACUAUAUAGGGGAUAGGGUGCCAUUCUCUGGUCUAAAGUAGUGCACUAUAUAGGGAAUAGGGUGCCAUUCUCUGGUCUAAAGUAGUGCACUAUAUAGGGAAUAGGGUGCCAUUCUCUGGUCUAGAGUAGUGCACUAUAUAGGGAAUAGGGUGCCAUUCUCUGGUCUAAAGUAGUGCACUAUAUAGGGAAUAGGGUGCCAUUCUCUGGUCUAAAGUAGUGCACUAUAUAGGGAAUAGGGUGCCAUUCUCUGGUCUAAAGUAGUGCACUAUAUAGGGAAUAGGGUGCCAUUCUCUGGUCUAAAGUAGUGCACUAUAGGAUAGGGUGCCAUUCUCUGGUCUAAAGUAGUGCACUAUAUAGGGAAUAGGGUGCCAUUCUCUGGUCUAAAGUAGUGCACUAUAUAGGGAAUAGGGUGCCAUUCUCUGGUCUAAAGUAGUGCACUAUAUAGGGAAUAGGGUGACAUUCUCUGGUCUAAAGUAUUGCACUAUAUAGGGAAUAGGGUGCCAAUCUCUGGUCUAAAGUAGUGCACUAUAUAGGGAAUAGGGUGCCAAUCUCUGGUCUAAAGUAGUGCACUAUAUAGGGAAUAGGGUGUCAUUUGGGAUGCAUCCCCAAAUCAUUCUCUCAUUGAUUGAGUGUCAUCUCCAGAAUAUUGAGCAGCUGGCUGAGCUGACUUUACACACCCCUGCCUUACAUUCUUCAGACUUACAGGGAUAGUUUAGUAAGCUGCAGACCCCCGGUCGUCAAACAGGGAUAGUUUAGUAAGCUGCAGACCCCUGGUCGUCAAACUGGGAUAGUUUAGUAAGCUGCAGACCCCUGGUCAUCAAACUGGGAUAGUUUAGUAAGUUGCAGACCCCUGGUCAUCAAACUGGGAUAGUUUAGUAAGUUGCAGACCCCUGGUCGUCAAACUGGGAUAGUUUAGUAAGCUGCAGACCCCCGGUCGUCAAACAGGGAUAGUUUAGUAAGCUGCAGACCCCUGGUCAUCAAACUGGGAUAGUUUAGUAAGCUGCAGACCCCUGGUCAUCAAACUGGGAUAGUUUAGUAAGCUGCAGACCCCUAGUCGUCAAACAAACAACGCCUAUGUUUUCACCUCAGGGGUUUUCAACCACAGGGUGUGCAGGGUUUUGUUCCAACCUACCACUAACAAACCUGAUUCAGCUAAUCAAAGCCUAGGUGAUUUGUUGAUGAGUUGAACCAGGUAGGUGUGUUAGUGCUGGGCUGGAACACAAGCCUGCACACCAGUGGCGGUCAGUGCCAUUUAAGAUGAGGGAGGACACAUUUAUUUUCAUGAGCAUGGCCUUAUUUCUAUUACAGCAUAUUGGAUGACUUUCAUUCAUAUUCCAUUCACCCAGUUCAAUGUAACAUCGAUAGGUUUAGGCUACUACAUGAUACUGUGAUGAGGUGGUGUUGAAGGAGUCAGGCGCAGGAGGGUAAAUCACAGAAUAACAGGCUUUAAUCCGCAAAAUACAGGUUUACGCAGAAAUGCGUCAAACACACUCCAGGGCACAAAACAGGCACGCUGGAAAAUACAAGGCACACGGGAAAUACUCCCGUCGAUACAAAAUACACGAGCUCCACCGAGCUUCACUAACCUCUACAAUAAACAAUCACCCACACAGACAAGGAAGCAGAGGGAACACUUAUACAAUGACUAAUGAGGGAAUAAGGACCAGGUGUGUGUGAUUGAAGACAAGACAAAUGGAGUGAUGAUAAAGGGAUCGGCAGUAGCUAGUAAGCCGGUGACGCCGAACGCCGAAACCUGCCCAAACAAGGAGGGGAGGCAGCCUCGGCGGAAGUCGUGAAAGAAACUCUAAUUUUCCCUAUCAUUAGUCCAACAAACGAGAGUUUCUAUUGGACAAAUUCAGGUAUUUUUAUUCCCGUUUUGUUCCGUUUGCUUCCGUUUAAGAAAGGUUUUUCAACAGAAUCGAUGGAAUGAAUACACCCCUGAUCACGCGUAAACACAGUUCACUUUCAUAGCAGCCACGUCAUAUUCCUUCUUACAUCUAUGCGCUCUCCUCCUCUCACCUUUUCCCAUCGCUUGUGGACUUCAAUGCACAACACAUCAGCUAUAUGUGACCAGGCGAAAAAACCUUUCCAAGACAAACCGCUACACACAGCCUACAUAAUUGUCACCAUAUUAGCUAAAGUAACGUCAUAGUCAGCAUAGCUAAUAGAACUAAAGCGUUAGUAAACCCGCUACAAUCAAGCAGUAAUGUUACAGUGUAAACAUAAACACCGGCGGGCCCCGGAGGCAAUAAAUUAGUAAAGCUUACCUUGACUUGGAAGAGUUCCAGUGUUGUGUUGGAUAGUCAUAGCCAGCUAGCUAACAUAGCAUCCUUCUGUUUCAGCGGGGUGUUUCAGUAGGCUAAACUAGCUAGCUCCAUUUGCUAACUAAGUAAGUGAAACUGAAAGUGAAAAAAAAUGAGGAAAUCUCUCUCUCUCUUGCUUCUCCUUCAUUUUGGAAGAAAUUAACUUGUUCAAAACUGUUCAACAACUCUCUUUCACCACUACUCACCACAUUUUAUGCACCGCAGUACUAGCUAGCUGUAGCUUAUUCUUUCAGCACUAGAUGUAUUCUCUGAUCCAUUGAUUGGGUGGACAACGUGUCAGUUGAUGCUGCAAGAGCUCUGAUACCAUAGGUUGGAGGACGUCCUCCGUAAGUUGUCAUAAUUACCGUGUAAGUCUAUGGAAGGGGGUGAGAACCAUGAGCCUCCUAGGUUUUGUAUUGAAGUCAAUGUGCCCAGAGGAGGACGGAAGCUAGCUGUCCUCCGGCUACACCAUGGUGCUACCCUACAGAAUGCUGUUGAGGCUACUAUAGCGUGUUUUAAUCAAUUAUUUGGUGACGUGAUUAUAUUUAGUAUAGAUUUAUCUAAAAAGGAUAACUUUUUUAAUGUUUUACAAUUGUUAUGUUUAUGAAAUUCACUGAGGAGGAUGGUCCUCCCCUUCCUCCUCUGAGGAGCCUCCACUUGUGAUGCGUGAUUUGAAGGAGUCAGGCACAGGAGGGUAAAUCACAGUAUGCAGAGUUAAUCCAGCGUAACCAGUCCAGUGCGCAAAACAGGCGCACUGGAACAAACAUGCUCACAGGGAAAAAACCCCGGAAACACAAAAUACUGAGCUCAACCGAGCUGCUACUCCUCACAAUGAACAAUCACCCACAAGGACAAGGGGGGCAGAGGGAACACUUAAACACGUACUAAUGAGGGGGAUAUGAACCAGGUGUGUGUAAUUGACAAGACAAGACACAUGGAAAUGAUGAGAUGAGGAGGAAGUCGUGACACCACUGCCGCACACCCAGCCAUUCCGCAGAACCAGGAGUGAAUGAACAGAACAACUCACAACGCAGUUUGUUCCUUCCCAAAUGGCUCUCCCUACUUUUUGACCUGAGCCCUAUAUGGGCCCUGGUCAAAAGUAGUGCAUUACAUAGGGAAUAGGGGUGCCAUUUGGGACUGACGCAGUGUAUCUGUGUUGUCUCUCGUCCAGGCCAGUCGUGUGUGGUGACUGAGUGGAGUUCCUGGAGUGGUUGUGGCCAGCCCUGCCAGCGGUCCGUGAGGAUCAGGUGAUACCUGUGUUUUAUGUGUUAGUCUUGUUUUGUCCUAUUCCAAAAAAAUAAUGUUUUAAAGUAUACAAUUUUUUUAAAAAACCCAAAAUCCAUCAAUCAAUCAAUCAAUCAAUCAUUCAAGGCGUCGCUAUAUUGAGCAGGAGGCCAGGAACAGUGGAGAGCCAUGUCCCAGUCUGGGGGAGCAGGCUGGCUGCAUGGAGUACCGCUCACACCAGGGAGAGUUCUGCACUCAGAAUACAGGUAAGGUAACACACACACACACACACACACACACACACACACACACACACUCACACCAGGGAGAGUUCUGCGCUCAGAAUACAGGUAAGGUAACACACACACACACACACACACACACACACACACAUAAGAACACAUGCACGCAGGUACAUACACACACACACACACCAGGGCCUACAACAGUGGUCACUGAGUCCCUAACACCAACCACACACACUCCUAUCAUAUCUCUAAAUACAGUGCAUUCGGAAAGUAUUCAGAUCCCUUGACUUUUUCCACAAUUUGUUACGUUACAGCCUUAUUGUAAAAUUGAUUAAAUUGUUUUUUCCUCUCAUCAAUCUACACACAAUACCCCAUAAUGACAAAGCAAAAACAGGUUUUUACAAAUGUUUGCAAAUUUAUAAAAAAUAAAAAAAUAAAAUAUUACAUUUACAUAAGUAUUCAGACCCUUUACUUAGUACUUUGUUGAAGCACCUUUGGCAGUGAUUACAGCAUCGAGUCUUCCCGGGUAUGACGCUACAAGCUUGGCACACCUGUAUUUGGGGAGUUUCUCCCAUUCUUCUCUGCAGAUCCUCUCAAGCUUUGUCCUGUUGGAUGGUGAACCUUCCCCCCAGUCUGAGGUCCUGAGCGUUCUGGAGCAGGUUUUCAUCAAGGAUCUCGAUGUACUUUGCUCCGUUCAUCUUUCCCUCGAUCCUGACUAGUCUCCCAGUCCCUGCCGCUGAAUAACAUCCCCAAAGCAUGAUGCUACCACCACCAUGCUUCACCGUAGAGAUGGUGCCAGGUUUCCUCCAGACGUGCUGCUUGGCAUUCAGGCCAAAGAGUUCAAUCUUGGUUUCAUCAGACCAGAGAAUCUUGUUUCUCAUGGUCUGAGAGUCUUUAGGUGCCUUUUGGCAAACUCCAAGUGGACUGUCAUGUGCCUUUUACUGAGGCGUGGCUUACAUCUGGCCACUCUAGCAUAAAGGCCUGAUUGGUGGAAGGGGAGAGGGGGAUAUCUAGUCAGUUGUACAACUGAAUGCAUUCAAAUGAAAUGUGUCUUCCGCAUUUAACCCAACCCCUCUGAAUCAGAGAGGUGCGGGGGGCUGCCUUAAUCAACAUCCAGGUCAUUGACGCCCCGGGGACAGUGGGUUAACGGCCUUGCUCAGGGGCAGAACAACAGAUUUGGACCUUGUCAGCUCGGGGAUUCGAUCCAGCCUUUCCACCUUUCAGUUACUGGCCUAAUGCUCCUACUCGCUAGGCUACCUUCCGGAAGGGUUCUCCCAUCUCCACAGAGAAACUCUGGAGCUCUGUCAGAGUGACCAUUGGGUUCUUGGUCACCUCCCUGACCAAGGCCCUUCUCCCCCGAUUCCUCAGUUUGGCCGGGCGGCCAGCUCUAGGAAGAGUAUUGGUGGUUCCAAACUUCUUCCAUUUAAGAAUGAUGGAGGCCACUGUGUUCUUGGGGACCUUCAAUGCUGCAGAAAUUGUUUGGUACCCUUCCCCCGAUCUGUGCCUCGACACAAUGCUGUCUCGGAGCGCUACGGACAAUUCCUUCGACCUCAUGGCUUGGUUUUGUGUGCCUUUCCAAAUCAUGUCCAAUGAAGUUGUAGUAACAUCUCAAGGAUGGUCAAUGGAAACAGGAUGCACCUGAGCUCAAUUUCGAGUCUCAUAGCAAAGGGUCUGAAUACUUAUGAGGUAUGUCUCUUUUUUUAUUUUUAAUAAUUUGCAAACAUUUCUAAAAACCUGUUUUCGAUUUGUCAUUAUGGGGUAUUGUGUGUAGAUUGAUGAUAAAAAUAAAUAAUUUAAUCAAUUUUAGAAUAAGGCUGUAAUGUAAAAAAAUGUGGAAAAAGUCAAGGGGUCUGAAUACUUUCUGAAUGCACUGUAUAUCUAUACACACUCCUGUUGACCUCUCGUAAUGGUUUUAACAUGGGGACUGUGAGGGUCUGGCUGUGGUUAUGACAUGGGGACUGUGAGGGUCUGGCUGUGGUUAUGACAUGGGGACUGUGACGGUCUAGUUGUGGUUAUGACAUGGGGACUGUGAUGGUCUGGUUGUGGUUAUGACAUGGGGACUGUGGUCUGGUUGUGGUUAUGACAUGGGGACUGUGAUGGUCUAGUUGUGGUUAUGACAUGGGGACAGUGAUGGUCUGGUUGUGGUUAUGACAUGGGGACAGUGAUGGUCUGGCUGUGGUUAUGACAUGGGGACUGUGGUCUGGUUGUGGUUAUGACAUGGGGACUGUGACGGUCUGGUUGUGGUUAUGACAUGGGGACUGUGAUGGUCUGGUUGUGGUUAUGACAUGGGGACUGUGAUGGUCUGGUUGUGGUUAUGACAUGGGGACAGUGACGGUCUGGUUGUGGUUAUGACAUGGGGACUGUGAGGGUCUGGUUGUGGUUAUGACAUGGGGACUAUGAUGGUCUAGUUGUGGUUAUGACAUGGGGACUGUGAUGGUCUGGUUGUGGUUAUGACAUGGGGACUGUGAUGGUCUGGUUGUGGUUAUGACAUGGGAACAGUGACGGUCUGGUUGUGGUUAUGACAUGGGGACAGUGAUGGUCUGGUUGUGGUUAUGACAUGGGGACUGUGAUGGUCUCUCUCCAGGUCCAGGUUUCAUCACCACCAUGGAGUUUGGUAAAGGAAGAAGGAAGCAUGACAUCUACGGCACACCUCUGGACCCUGGGUAUGCUGCAAUAUCAAUACUUAUAAGCUCCUUAUAACAGUGCUAUGAACACAUAUAGCAAGUCUUAUAAUGCUCUUUUGAUUCAUUCCACCUGUCUACUCUUUAGUUCAAAAGGUUUCAACGGUCUUUCUGAGUGGAAACGUAAGCUUUUGCCCUCAUACCCAUCAUCACAGGGACAACAGUGUUUGCUCACCUGGAUAUGAGGCUGACACACAUACAUAUACACACUUGGGCGGCAGCUUUAAGAUCCUAAACGGAACCAUUUGAAAUAUAACACUAGUAUUUAACAGCGUUGAAACAUGAAUAACAUCACAUGUACAAAGGAUCUGGACUACAAUGGCUACAAAGUUGCUCUGAACACACAGAAACCACAGACACACCCAGGGAUGCGUCCCAAAUGGCAUCUUCUACCCUAUAUAGUGCACUACUUUUGACCAGGACCCAUAGGGCGUGGUCACAAGUAGGGCACUACAUAGGGAAUAGGGUGCAAUUUGGGUACACAAACCUAGUGAUGAACCAACCUAGGAAAAUUGAUCCUUGGGGGCUCCCAAAAUAUAGUGCACUGGAUCAAAGUUGAUAUCCAUUUACUGCAGACCUACCGGCAUGUCAACACUUACUGGGGCGGCCUUGACUUAUUAUGUGAAGGCCCAGCCAGCACCCCCUUGUCUGCGUCUCAAAUGGCAACCUGUUACCUAUGAACCCUGCUCAAAUGUAGUGCAGUAUAUACGGAAAAGGGUGCCAUUUGGGACAAAGCUAUAGUGUGGAAUGGCACAUAUGAUAUUUCAAACCCUCUUCCUGUCCCCCUCCUCCGUCACCUCUGUCAGGUUCUGUAUGGAGUACAAGAUGGAGUCUCUGACUCCUCACUGUACGGUGGAGAACCGGCCACACACCCGCUGGAUGCAGUAUCUACGGGAGGGCUACAUCGUGUGUGUGGCCUGCCAAGCCCCCGCCAUGCGUAACCAUAGCGGCAGCUGCCAGGGAGACGGACAAGAAUCUAACAGGUACGUGUCACGGAGGGAUAAUUUUUAAAAAAAAAAAGACAUUUGUUAUGAUACAGAAAGUAAAGUAAGCCAUGUUCAAGCCAGAAUGGCCCAUGUAGUGCAGAUUCUGUAGUGUGAGGCAGCUUUGAUGUACAAGCCCCUGGAAAGGAUGCAAGUUGAUUUGUUAUUAUAAAAAACACAUUAUUGUCGAAUGAGAAAUGCAAGUUCAAUGUGUAUGACUAUAUGAUGCUACAGUUUAUUUUAGUUUGCGGUAACGUUUGACUGGAGUACAAACCUAGCGAAACAGUAGCAUGGAUGAAGACUAGUGAGUAUAGGAUACAUUUCUGUUUUUUUGUGAAACAUGUUCACGUGAGAAAGGUUUCACACACAGACGCACAGUAGUUGUGUGGUCAUCACAGUGUUCUCUUCGUGCCACAGUAGCCGUGACCCUUCACCUCUCCGGUUAGAACGACCUUUCAGAACAGAGGUAUCUCCAGGUAUCUUCCUGUAUCACUGUCUGCCUCCACCAAUACAUUGCUAUUAGCUUUGUGGGAAGUGCUGACCGAGUAUCGAGAAACGUUUUGAAAAUGUGAAACAAGUGUGUAUUGUGAGCCAUACUAACCUAUGUCCUGUGUGUGUUGCAGUGAGGAGCUACUCCAUUGGCAGACUGUGAACCAUAGUAACCUAUGUCCUGUGUGUGUUGCAGUGAGGAGCUACUCCAUUGGCAGACUGUGAACCAUAGUAACCUAUGUCCUGUGUGUGUUGCAGUGAGGAGCUACUCCAUUGGCAGGCUGUGGGGAACUCUCGCUGUCGAGGAACAUGGAAGAAGGUCCAGAGAACUGCGUACUGCUCCUGUCCCCACGUCCACAGCUUCCUCUUCAUAUAAACACUCACCAAGCCCCAAUCACAACUGGCACCCUAUUCAUUAUAUAGUGAACUACUUUUGACC